Molecule: messenger RNA, 2647 nt
Organism: Aspergillus welwitschiae
Lineage: Eukaryota; Fungi; Ascomycota; Eurotiomycetes; Eurotiales; Aspergillaceae
Product: alpha-arrestin
Exons: 1
Coding region: 587-2185 (532 amino acids)
Biological process (GO): ubiquitin-dependent endocytosis
Cellular component (GO): cytoplasm; plasma membrane; cytosol
Molecular function (GO): ubiquitin protein ligase binding; protein-macromolecule adaptor activity
Source: RefSeq, a predicted model, not a curated record
UUUUUUUUUUUUCCUCUUUUCCCUUGGGGAAGAAUAUAUCUGGUACUAAAAAAUAAAAAAGCUUGUUGCGUUCAUUCAAAGGCAGCUGCUCGCCCACUUCAAUUCUUCCUUCUGUUUCUUCUGGUUCUGUCUCAUCCAAUUUACCUCAUCUUCCUUUCACCAUCCCAUAGCAUCUGAACCCAAGUGGUGACCUCAACUAUACCGCCGCACUCUCCCAUUGUAUCCCCCAUACCGGUGCUUGGAUACUCCAUUCCAUUAUCUUGACAGCAACAUCUAGACGAGCGUCAACAAUACCACACUGCAACUGGAUUAUGUACUUGGUCGUCUACCACACAUCGCAACUCUACCAAUAUCGAAGCACUUCCUAAACAAUCACUUCCUAAGUUAUUGUUCAGCAGCUUCUACAUAUACAAGCUUUAGUCUUCGAACCAUCCCUAUCCCAUACACAGCAACCACCCCGCCGGAACAUUUUCUCCGCAGCUCAAGUAGGGGCCUAUAAAACCGGCUCUCAGAAAUUCGCAUAUUCUUUUCUGCCCGGCACGGUUGUCACAAAAUCUAAGUGUUAUCCACUAGAAAUUUUGACACCAUGCCUGGCCGUCUACUCUCCAGCUUCGUUCGCCCCUCCCUCUCUCACCACCACUCUCACCAUUCUCCCGUCUCCCAUUCCAACUCCUCGUCCUCGUCGUCUGUGAAUGAGAUCCCACCGAAUACAGUGGUCUCCAAGAAGCCAUCCGCUCAUGGUGCGGAAAGAGCCCGUUCACCCGAGCGUCGUCUGUCUUUCGCCGUCGAACACCUCAUCCACCCCCACCGUGAUCACAGCAAGGACAAGCGACGCAGCCAUGGCCGGUCCUCCCGUUCUAAGGAGCGCGCCGGACAAGAGGAAAUUGCCCAUGCUCACGCUAAACUAGACGUCAUCGUCGAAUCCCCGCCACUUGUGUGCUACGGAUCCCCUGCGAAUUCCACUGGUGCUCUCUUUUCGGGGCGUCUGAAGAUCAGCAUUUCCGAGCUGGCCGGCAUGGUUACCCUGGACACUUUCGAUAUGCGCCUCAUGAGCAGACUGACGACGAAGAAGCCUGUUUCCAGAGACUGCGCUAAUUGCGCAUCGCGCACUGAGGAGCUGACCCACUGGAACUUCCUGACGGAGCCAAUCCACCUCAAGAAUGGCGACCAUGAAUUCCCCUUCAGCUACCUGUUCCCCGGUCAUCUACCCGCCUCCUGCAACGGUUCGCUUGGUCAGGUCGAGUAUUUCCUUUCUGCGCGUGCCCACAACAUCAACGGUGAGGAAUACACCUACGAGAUGCCCGUGCAUAUCAAGCGUGCCAUCCUUCCCGGAAACGACAAGUCCUCCAUCCGCAUCUUCCCUCCCACCAACCUCACCGGCCGCAUCGUUCUUCCCUCUGUGGUGCACCCGAUUGGGACCUUCCCCGUUCAGAUGACUCUGAGCGGAAUUGUGGAUAAAAAGGAAGACACACAGACUCGUUGGCGCCUGCGCAAGAUGAUGUGGCGGAUCGAAGAACACCAAAAGAUCGUGUCCACCGCUUGCACCAAGCAUGCACACAAGAUUGGGGGCGAGGGCAAGGGAGUUCUGCACCAAGAGACGCGCAUCAUCGGCCACAACGAAGAGAAAGAAGGCUGGAAGACUGACUUUGAUACCGCUGGCGGCGAAAUCAGCAUGCAGUUCGAGGCGAACAUCAACCCUUCUUGCAACCCUGUUUGCGAUCUCGAAACCCCCGGUGGCUUGGAAGCGAGGCACAACCUUGUCAUUGAAUUGAUCGUGGCUGAGGAAUUCUGCCCGAACCGGAACCCCAAGCUCAUCACUCCUACUGGAGCGGCGCGCGUGUUGCGCAUGCAGUUCCACCUUCAUGUUACGGAGCGCAGCGGUCUUGGUAUCAGCUGGGAUGAAGAGAUGCCUCCAGUGUACGAAGAUGUGCCUGCCAGCCCGCCUGGAUACACCAUGCUGGACGGCGACAGCAUCAUGGAGGACUAUCACGGAUCCCCCAUUCACCUGCCAGAGUAUGAGCAAUUGGAGCGCAUGGACUCCCUUCGACUGGACAGUGACUCUACUCACUCUUCAAUCCGGGGUCGGUCUCGCCUGACAACCGAUGAUCUGACUGCGGAGCCAACGGUACCUGCAGCCAGCAAUCGAGCGCCGUCUGUCGAUUCUCAAAGCUCAAGACACACGUAACGCUGUCACUUCACCGUCGACCUUCCUUCAUCUAUCUUCUUUUCUUUUUCAACAAACCUGGACUUGACAGAUGUCCAUUCAAAGCCACGCCGCUUACGACGUUACGAUUUUUAACGAAUUGGACGAUUAAUACAUCACAGAGAUUCGGAUUCAUCUCAGUUUCUUUCAACAGUCACUCGAAACAAAUUGGCUUGCCAUUUCCUAAUAAGCUUUCUAAUACCAAUGGCAUGGGAUUAAAUAAAAAAGGGGGGAAUAUCGAAAAAAGUUCGUGUUUUAGAAAUUUUCUUUGUCUUAUCACGGAGUGGGGAAUUCUCAGUCCUGCAUGAUACCCAUAGUCGCUACUAUAUGUCACACCUGGCUAUUUCUUCUGUUCUGUACCUUUUGUUCUCAACUGAGAAUGUCAAGAUCGCUACCAAUACACCUGAUUAAUAGAAAUAAACAAAAAGAAUAAUAUUCUCCGAG